Fusarium redolens is the source of this 450-nucleotide messenger RNA. RefSeq lists its product as uncharacterized. The coding region runs from base 1 to 450 and encodes 149 amino acids. The record is from RefSeq and is a predicted model, not a curated record. Lineage: Eukaryota; Fungi; Ascomycota; Sordariomycetes; Hypocreales; Nectriaceae. The transcript is spliced from 4 exons.
AUGCCAUCUUUUGAACCCUCUGAGUCAUUGAAUUGGUCAAAUGCAAGUAUUUCGACCAUAUCAUCCCGCUCAAUGCAUUUUAUGAAGCAGGGCAUUUCUGAAGGUUCAGGGUGUAAAACUAAUAUCCAACGCGAUGAGGAGUACGCAUCGUCUUACGAUAGAGUAUUGGAUACCCAUAAUGGUAACAGCACAAUCGCAAAACAUCUCUUCUUCCAAGCUGUUUACGACACUAUCAACAUGCUGAACAAUGGCAACCAAAAGAUAUCUCAACAAGAGAACAACAGACUAAAGGCACAGUUCAGAUUUGAAACCCCCGGCGUAUCCACCAACGGACCCGAGUACGACGGCCUAGCCUUUCUGCCUGCACCUGUGAGGCAGUCCGAAAACAAGGCAAACAUGGACAAGAGCAGAGACAGAGACAUGUAUCAAAUUGAUCUAGGCCAUGCUUGA